AGAUUGCUUCGAAAAGGACCGCCUUCCAGCACGCGAGCUGCUAGUGCAAGCUGGCACCAUGGCAGACACCAAGACGACCAAGAAGACAUUCCAGAAGGUCGUGGCGGACUUCAUGAAAAGCGUGUCGGGGGAGAAGCUGGAGAACAAAUACCUCAACGGAAUGGUUACCAUACUGAAGUCUCUCACUGACAACCCAGACAACAUCAUCCUGAUGGUGGCCGACCUGGAAGUGGAUGCCUCGAAGGAGCCGAGCAAACCGGACACGGCCAAGGAGAAGGACAUCGAUUGGGAGGCCAUCGAGACUGCAGGCCAGAUAUCGAAAUGGUACGUCUGGGCGUGGAUCAAUUCCAAGCUCCAGGGAACAGAGCACGAGUUGACGUCAGAGGCUAUGGAGUUGAUAGACCGUAAAUCAGGACAGGGCACUUCGAAGAACAUCGCCGAGAUCGUGACGGGGAUCGGCCCCCGUACCAAGAUCCCGCCAAAGAUGCGCUCCAAGCCCGUCAUAUUCGAGAUUUACGAUAGGCGCUACGUGAUGAUGUGCAGGAGCUUGGUUGUUUUCUCCGAGAAGUACGUGGACCUUGCGACCGGGAUCAUCGACUGGCCGGCCGCCAAUCCGUACGUUGUUGUCAACGCCGAUGGCGGUGCUCAGAUAGUGAAACAUAUCCAGACGCAGGUGGAGGUGUCGGUGCGCCGCGGUAUCACUAUCGACAGCGCCUGGAAGCCCGUAAACCCCUGGAGCGAUGUCAGCAUGAAGUGGGUGCUGGACAGGACCCCCUAUGUCCCUGCCCAACACAUCACGUUCGAGCCCGGCAGCGUGUUCCACAACGUCGUGGUGAGGAACAACGACCACAUCGAGGAGAUGGUGAACGAGUUCCUGGAUGUGAAGGAGAAGGCCGCGAAGGCAGCCUCGGGCUCCAACCUCGCCAUCACUGACACGGUCGCCGAGGCGCAGUCUCGGCGCAAGAAGCGUCGCCUCACUGGUGCUCCAGCGCCAGAGAUGGCAGGGGCGCCCGAGCAUCCGUCGGGCGGGGUCACUUCGCCCGCUGCCUCGUCCGCUGCCUUGUCGCCGCCUGAGACUCCAGGGGUGCAAAUUGCGGACGUCACGGGCACGUCGUAGAUCCUUCGCCGUAGGCUAGCGCGCGGCAGGGGGGCGCGAGGGCUUUGCCAGAUGCAGUUUUCACUUUUCUUCAUCGCUGUCUGCGCAGCGCGCGGGCUUCGGGGGUGCGCCUCUGCUAGGGGAUCGAGCGCGAGAGGCGCCAUGGAAGGAUUGCGAGCUCACACGCGCGAGGCCGAUCACGGUGACCUCAGCCAGUAAACUUCGUUAGUCUGUCGUGGCCGCCAGUCGUCGCUUCAACGUCGG
Prorocentrum cordatum is the source of this 1360-nucleotide messenger RNA. The record is from the annotation of a GenBank genome assembly. Lineage: Eukaryota; Dinophyceae; Prorocentrales; Prorocentraceae.